UCCAAUUCCCCUUUCUUCCUCCCACCAACAAUGGCGGACUACAUUCUCUACUUCCUCCUCUUCUUCCUCUCGUGUCUCUUCCUCCUCUUCCUUCUCCACAAAACCUCCGGAUCUGCCUCCUCCUCCGCCGCCGCCGCUAAACUCACUCUGCCGCCGUCUCCUCCGUCUCUGCCUCUGAUCGGCCACCUCCACCUCCUCCUUCCGGCGAAUUACAAGUCCUUCUUCAACAUCUCCUCCAAGUACGGUCCGCUCCUCCACAUCCGACUCUGCUCGCUGCAGUAUGUCCUCGUCUCCUCCGCAUCUCUCGCUGCUGAGAUCUUCAGAACGCACGAUCUUACGUUCUCGUCGCGGCCGGAUUUCGCCUUCAGUGAGGAGUAUCCGUACGGUAAAGUCGGAUUCCUUGGCGCUCCCUACGGUGAUUACUGGCGGUACAUGAAGAAGUUGACGAUGAUGGAGGUUCUUGCGCCGCCGCAGCUUGCGCGGUCGCGAUUUGUGAGGAAUGAAGAGAUCUCUCGUAUGCUUCAUAAGUUGCUCCUCAGUUCCCAGAAAAAGGAGUCAGUGGACUUGGGAGCUGAGUUGAUAAAGCUCACAAACAACAGCAUAUGCAGAAUGAUGAUGAGCACAAGAUGCUCUGAAGAGAACAAUGAAGCAGAGAAUAUCAGAAAAUUAGUAAAUGACACCAUUGAAAUCGCCACAAAGCUCGCCUUCGGAGAUCUCUUCAGCGAAGGUCCAUUGAAGAGGCUCCCAUUCUGGCUCUUCGGCAAGAAGGUUCUCAAACUCAAUAUCAGAUUCGACGUUCUGUUGGAGAAGAUUCUGCAACAGCACGAAGAACGAGCCAAAAUUCAUGGUUUCGAAAGAGACGAUCGCGAUCUCAUGGAUAUAUUGCUGAAAGCGUAUUUAGACGAGAAAGCCGAGUUCAAAAUUACUCGAAACCACAUCAAAGCCUUCUUGCUUGAUCUAUUCAUCGCCGGCACCGGAACGUCCGCGGAGGUUAUGCAGUGGACGAUCGCCGAGCUAAUCAACCAUCCCAACGUGUUUCGAAAGGUCCGCCAAGAGAUCGAAUGCGUCGUUGGAUCAAGACUCGUCGAAGAAACAGAUAUCGUGAAUCUUCCUUACAUGCAGGCGGUGGUGAAGGAGUGUCUGCGGCUGUAUCCGGCGGUGCCGGUGGCAAGAAGAGCCUGCCGGGAGACUUGCAAGGUGAACGGAUACGAUAUUCCAAAGGACAUCAUGGUUGCAGUCGACCUGUUUGCGAUAAUGCGCGAUCCAAAUCUGUGGGAGAAUCCCGACGAAUUUCGGCCCGAGAGAUUCUAUAAUGCAAAUCCAAAUAAAGACGAAGGCGAUCAAGGAAUGAAGCACAUUCAAUACGAGAUCAAGGGACAGAAUUUCAGCUUCGUGCCGUUCGGGGGAGGAAGAAGGGGCUGUCCCGGGUCGUUGUUGGCGUACAACACGAUCAACAGGACGGUGGCGGCGUUGGUUCAGUGCUUUGAUUGGAAGGUUGGGAAAGAUGGAAAUGGAGAGAAGGUGAACAUGGAGAUUGGAACUGGAAUUAGUCUGCCAAUGGCUCAUUCUUUUAUCUGUGUUCCUGUUUCUCAUUCCACACCUUUUGUUGCUUAGUGGUGAGGAAUUGUGAACGGAAGCUCCGAGAUUUGAAUUAUAUUCUAUCUCGAACUUUUUAAUAAUGUGUUCUUCAAGUUCUUGUAGUGUUGUAUCCACUUUCAUUCAACCAAUCCAUUAGAUCAACAACUGACUACAUUA
Molecule: messenger RNA, 1755 nt
Organism: Cucurbita maxima (winter squash)
Lineage: Eukaryota; Viridiplantae; Streptophyta; Magnoliopsida; Cucurbitales; Cucurbitaceae
Product: cytochrome P450 705A22-like
Exons: 3
Coding region: 31-1614 (527 amino acids)
Cellular component (GO): membrane
Molecular function (GO): oxidoreductase activity, acting on paired donors, with incorporation or reduction of molecular oxygen, NAD(P)H as one donor, and incorporation of one atom of oxygen; heme binding; iron ion binding
Source: RefSeq, a predicted model, not a curated record